This is a messenger RNA of Austrofundulus limnaeus, 2663 nucleotides long. RefSeq names its product neurofilament medium polypeptide. Gene Ontology annotation, cellular component: axon; intermediate filament; postsynaptic intermediate filament cytoskeleton. Bases 305 to 2110 code for a protein of 601 amino acids. Gene Ontology annotation, molecular function: structural constituent of cytoskeleton. Gene Ontology annotation, biological process: neurofilament bundle assembly. The transcript is spliced from 3 exons. The record is from RefSeq and is a predicted model, not a curated record. NCBI's taxonomy places the organism in Eukaryota, Metazoa, Chordata, Actinopteri, Cyprinodontiformes, Rivulidae.
UAGCUGAUCAUGCAGCUCCGUUGAGAUGAUCUAAGUCUAAAACUCUAGAAUGAAAACUCGGCGGGCGAUAUGCAUUCACUCAACGCACAGAGGCCUUUAAUUGUGUUUGGAUUGACGUCUACAGCAGUUUGCUUGCGUCAUCGCUUUCUGUGACAGACAGGCACGAGAAAGCCAUCAGCUGAUGCUUCACCGUCUCAGCACCACGGACAGCUUCUUUCUGCAGACCCGGGCACAUGAAGUCGGGUAUAAAAGCCCCACGCGCACCUUUCCUGCCUCACCAGAGAUCCGGACAUAAUCCCAAACCAUGCUGAGACGGUCCGAGCUGGAUGCAGAGAUGAGGUCGACCAAUCAGCCGCUAUCCGGGAAGUUGAACGAGAAGGAGGUGAUGCGCGGCUUGAACGAGCGCCUAGCGGGUUUCAUAGAGAAGGUGCGCGGGCUGGAGCAUCACAACCAUCUGCUGGAGGUCGAAAUCGGGGAGUUUAGAAGGAGAGCGAAACCCGCGUCCUGUUUGGAGCAGGAGUACGGACCAGAGCUCGGCAGGCUCAGGCAGCUGGUCCGGGAGAUCACGCACCAGAAGCAACAGCUCGAAAUCGAGCACCGCGGCUUGGAGGAAGAGCUCUCCAGCGCGAGAGGGCAGCACGCGCGGGAGACGCAGUCCAGAUCGGGCGCGGAGAACAGCAUCGUGGUCCUGAAGAAAGACAUCAGCGACACGUACCGGGCCAAGCUGCAGCUGGACAGGAAGGCGCAGUCCCUCGUGGACGAAAUCGACUUACUAAAGGCGCGCCAUGAGGUCGAGGUGUCCGACAUGUGUGCCCAGAUCCAGGACGCGCAGGAGCUGCACGCCGACGCGCACGGAUUUGGGCACCCCGGCGUCACCGCGGCGCUCCGGGACAUCAGGACGCAGCUGGGAUAUCGCACCGCGUCCGACGUCCGGCAGACCGCGGGGGAAAGCUUCCGAGCGCAGUUCGCGCAACUGACGGAGGCGGCUGAGGCCAACAGAGACGCGCUGAAAGCGAGCCAGCAGGAGAUCCAGGAGUACCGGAGGCGCCUGCAGGCCAAAAGCGUCGAGCUGGACUGCGCCACGGGGACCAGAGAGGCUCUGGAGAAGCAACUCCAUGACGUGGAGGAUCGACACAAGGAAGAAAUGAUUCACUAUCAGAAUACAAUCAAGGAGCUUGAAAACGAGCUCAUCAACUGUAAGUUUGAUAUGUCCGGUUACCUCCGGGAGUACCAGGACCUGCUGAAUGUGAAGAUGGCUUUGGAUGUGGAGAUUUUGUCCUACAGGAAGCUUCUCUGUGGCGAGGAGGCUCGACUCUCCACAAUAUCUGACCCCAACGCCUCCCUGCCUCACGUCUCUCACCAGUCCCCCGUUUACAGCCUCCCCUGCUUCAGCCGGCCCGGGGUCCCACGCAGGCGAGCAGAGCCCCAGUACAAGUUUGUCGAAGAGAUCAUCACAGAGACCACCAGGGAAAUCGAGAUGUCGGAGUUUGAGGACACGGGAUCAGAGGGGACGGAGGCGGGGAAGGAUGAGUGUGACCGUAGCAAAAGUGAGAAAGGGCCCGGUGAGGAAGAGAGUGGUCAUCAAGACAGUCGAGACGACGAGGGAAAUCAGAUGUUGGACGGUCAGCAGGUUCAAGUAGUCGGAGAGUGUGAGAAGAAAGAGGAUACAAUAGAUCUAAAGGAGGCUGGUGAGGUGCAGAGUGGUGAGAAAAGUCAUGAUGGAGACAUAAAUCAAAGUACUCAGAACAAACUUCCAGCGAGUGAAAGUCUGGAUGAAAAGGGAGAUGAGAAACACGAAACAGCUGGAAACACUGAUGAAACUCAAACUGCAGAGAAUAUUAAAGGAGAUGCCAGGAGAGAGGAUGAUGAACCUGCAGAGGAAGAAUGUUUUACCACAGCUCCAGAUAGGGAAACCGAAGACAAAACGUUGGCCAAAGUGCCGGAAAGUUCUGACAACGUUCAUCAACCCCGAGAUGAGGUCAAUCUUUUGGUUUCAGAAACACCUCAGAAAGCCACAGAGGUUUCAACAGAAACACAAAGCAGCCUGUCUAAAGACGUGAGGGAAGUUACAGAAGACACUAAAGCCACUUCUACAAUUCUAACAGAGUGAGGCCGACACCGGAAAGGGAUAAAGCAGAAACCUCAGUUUAAGAUGUCAAACAUUAAAUAAAUAAAGCUCAAGGCAAAAAAAAAAGUGCUACAGAAGCAGAGGCGGAAAUAAUAAAAUAAUAAUAAUAAAUAAAAUAAAAUAACUUUUUGCAAUGUAAAAAAAAAAAGGAAUUGGAACAGCCAACGUGUUCAAACACUCAUCUGAUGAGACAAAGAUGGGGCGGUGCACGAGCACACACACAAGCCCAACAAAAAUGAGGCAGUGCUAUGGUUAAGGAUGGAGGGUUCUUCUUUAAAAUGACAAGCUGGCUGCAGUAAACAAAGGAUGCAGCUUAAAAUAAGAUAAAAUAAGAGGGACUAUUUAUGCAGCUGCAAAACCUCUAGGGAAAGAACUUCUUUCUUUUUUUAUGUUUUGCAGCCUCUGGCUUUGGAAUCUAAAAUCAUUGAUUCACUGACUAUUUUAAGUUGCCAGAAGACUAAAAUGACGCCUGCAUAAGCAGCACUUUGACUGCUUUGGCAUGUGCUAUAAAUAAAUGAUAUAUUUGAAAAAACAA